AUGUCAGAUGAAUUUGAUGGACUGCCUGGGCUCGAGUAUACGUGGCUGAGCUUAAACAUCUCCUUGCUACCUGAUGCUGUAGUUCGCCUUCUUGCACCACUAACAAAGGAAAAAUCGGAUCUCGAUUUCCUGUUAGAACUCUUUCAGACCAUUUCUGAACCGCAAGGUAUCAUCGACAAAGGCAACAAUGCAAAAUCUCAAGUCUCGUCGUCUCCAGCUUUGCAGAUACGGACCCCUAAUGAGGUCGCGACAGAACUCCUUGCCGCUUUGCGCGUCAUCUGCCCCCAACUGCACCUACUCAGUCGUCUCCACGAUGGCGUCUUGGCAGCCACUAAUUCAGCAAAGACUCAACGGACCCGGCUAUUUCAUUUGAUCCACGAUCAGCCGACAGUUAUGCCCCUGGUCAACGUUCCUGGGCUUGGAUCCACCAUAGCCGGCACAAAGGGAUCUGAGCGGGUAGGUCAACGGUCCAGACGACUUGCAUUUCGCGGUCUCGACCUGCUUAUAUUGACUGGAAACUGGAUGCUGGAACGCGUUCGGAAAGCUGAGUUUCGUAGAUACUCUGGCUGGCUGAGAGAGGUGUUCACACGCCUCGUCUGGAGCGGCGAAAUGGAUGAGACCUGCCGCCUUGAUCCGACAAAGAGUCGAGAAACUUCCAACACAUUAUGGACAGGCUGCAUAUUAACAGAACGUGGCAGUGAAACCUGGCCCAAAGAUUAUUGGAAGAAGACUCUAUGCACAAGAUUGGAUAAAGAUAUCCUGAUAUCUGAAUAUGCCAUGUGUCCCUAG
This is a messenger RNA of Protopolystoma xenopodis, 789 nucleotides long. Lineage: Eukaryota; Metazoa; Platyhelminthes; Monogenea; Polystomatidea; Polystomatidae. The record is from the annotation of a GenBank genome assembly.